AUGGAAACAAAGUAUGUCGUGUGGCAGGAUCUUUGGCAUAUCACUGAAAUGUCCAAUCAGGGUGAGCUGUAUGAGAAGUCCUGGAUUCUGUAUCACAUCCUAAACAGAUGUAUAGCGACGCGAGAGAAUGUGACUGUCAGGAGGAGACUGACAGUUAUUAAAGAGCAACUAAGGAGUUCCACAGGAAAUAAACGAUGUGGUUGUCAGCUAGUCACUGUAGGGGAUAAAACGUCUGCUGACCCGUUCCUACAGUGGAGGAUAUCCUUCGUGACUGCGGAAAGGAAACUCAUGUAUUCUUUAACUCAUGUCCAGUUUUUAAUAUAUGGACUUCUUAAGUUCUUCCAGAAACAGAUAUCUGGAACGUUGGAACAAAUGUUAGACGAAACAGAUAUUCUGUCUUCCUAUAUUAUAAAAACAGUCAUAUUCCAUGCAGUAGAGAGCACAAAUGAAUCAUUUUGGCAGGAAAAACAUACUUUUCUCUGUUUCAUGUUUUGUUUGAAGAUUUUAAUCAAUUGGGUGAAAGCAGGACAUUGCCCAAAUUACUUCAUUAAGAACAACAAUAUGUUCCUUGGCAAAGUUCAGGGUGAAAAUCAACAGAAACUUCUUCAUUUUCUCAGUUACCUUCAUGGUAUGAAUUGGGGAUGUCUCACAAUUGGAACAAUCAUACAACCAUCCAUUGGAGAGAUUUUCAAUCGUGUGAGGAAAAGAGCAUGUGCAUAUAUACUUUCCUUACCAACUCAAUCAGAACUUAUACGUGACUUUGAAAUAUUUUCAACCGUAUUUUAUUUAAACCAAAGUUCUGAUAAACUUCCUCUGACGUUGGAACUCCUUUCAGCAUCAACUUUGGACUUGGAUGAAUUUCUAGGUUACUUUGCUACGGUUAGAGCACUAUCUAAUACAGGGUUGAAGACAUUCGAUAAACACGUCACUGCAAAAGGAAAUAAGGAAAAGUACAAAUCUCUCAGGAAAUGCAAGAACUUAUUAAAACCGUUUGCAACAGUGUCCACAAGUCUAAGACUACUAAGCAUGGCAACAUUUUACUACCAGACUGGAAAUUACAUGAACACACUGGAAAUAUGUACUCAUAUCAUCUCUUCAUCCAAACUGUAUCUUGGUAAUAUGUCAAGCUGUAAAUAUAGGGAUAGGUAUAAGCAGCUCUAUUGUGGACGUGGGUACAACCUUCUAAAAAAAUGCCAGGCAUUUGUAUCAGAUAUCAUGUUUAGAGGAGAAGCUCAACAGUUCUGUCCAUCCCAGUUACACCCGGAGAUUUCAAAACUUGCACAAAGAGAUUCCAUUCGAAUCCCUCCACUCCCUUAUGCCGUGUUCCUGUCUUUCCUAUGUUACCAUGAACUUGGAGACACAAGGAGACGUGACAAAUCCUUGAUUGACCUUCGGUACCUGAAGUAUGACGAGGAACAGGGAUGUAGUAAGCAUUGGAUAGUCCACAAUCUCUUGGGAAUAUGCUAUGAAAUGGUUGAGGACACACGCAGUGCUCUCAGGGAAUACACGGAAUCUCUUAAAAGUCAAGGACCUGAUCAACAUCAGAACGCUGCCAAGGAGAGGAUAGAACGUUUACAGCACUCACACAUAUAAACACUUCUACAGCGUAACCAAUUUAAUACUCCUACACAAAGGAUAUAUCUGAACAUAACACUUUACUAACGUUUAUGUGAUACUGAACCAGCCAUACCAUGUAAACAUUAUCGCAUUUAAAACUUUGUUGGAUUUCUAGCUUCUUAACAUCUGUAUUGUGAUAUAUUAAUAUCGGUGACCGUUCAGUUGCUAGAACGAUGAAUGUGAUUUCCUGAUGAAUUGCAGUGGUGAAUUUGACAUCAAUUUCCACCUGUUAUUAGAAUCAAAGAAAACUAUUUUGUUCCUAAACCUGUAUUAACAUUAUUUUUGCAUUACCACGAAAAAGAUGUUCAUG
Messenger RNA from Mizuhopecten yessoensis (Yesso scallop), 1927 nucleotides. RefSeq lists its product as uncharacterized. The record is from RefSeq and is a predicted model, not a curated record. The transcript has 3 exons. The coding region runs from base 1 to 1593 and encodes 530 amino acids. Lineage: Eukaryota; Metazoa; Mollusca; Bivalvia; Pectinida; Pectinidae.